Molecule: messenger RNA, 718 nt
Organism: Pocillopora damicornis (cauliflower coral)
Lineage: Eukaryota; Metazoa; Cnidaria; Anthozoa; Scleractinia; Pocilloporidae
Product: ER membrane protein complex subunit 4
Source: RefSeq, a predicted model, not a curated record
UUCAUAUCCAGACCCUGCGCGAGUACAGUUAGAUACUACAACAUCCAACAUGGCGAACCGUGCGAUGUCGCGAAGACUAACGAAUAAGUGGGCAAUAGACUUGACUAGUCGACCUCGUUAUGUGCCCGAUAGACAGUUUGUUCAGCAUAGUGAGCUUCCAGCACCACUUGGGUACACAGAGCACAAAGUUCAGCAUGUGGAAUCACGAGAGGCAAAUAGCACUCACCUUGUGGCAAAGAAAUCUUGGGAUAUAGCUCUUGGACCAUUCAAGCAAGUUCCAAUGAAUCUGUUUAUUAUGUACAUGGCGGGUAAUUCUAUUUCUAUUUUCCCAAUCAUGAUGGUGGGUAUGAUGUUCCUGAGGCCAGUCAAAGCUCUCCUAGCCAUCAAAUCAACUUUUGUAUCUCUUGAAGGAGAACAUGACCAUGUUGCUCUUCAAAAAUUUUUCUAUCUUCUUGGAAACCUUUCUCUUGUUGCACUGGCGCUUUACAAAUGUCACUCCAUGGGACUCUUACCAACUGCCACAUCAGACUGGUUGGCAUUCAUGGCACACAAGACUAGAGUUGAGUACAGCGGAGGAGGUUUCAUUCUUUAGCAUCAGAGAAAGUUAUUUGUUGUCACAAAAGUAGCACUCCAGGCCGGCUUCUUUUGUUUACAUUUCUUAACCCUUUAACUUCCAAGAUCUCAUUAGUAAUUCUCCCUAUUGUCAGCUAUAUAGUUC